CAGUUUAGCUCGUGGCCGGUCACUGCGCAUGCGUAAAGCCCGGUGUCCGGUGUCAGGCUGUCAGCAGCUGUUGAGUCCAUGAACGGCAAGACCGAGACAGCGAAUUAAACACACCCAAAUAAAGCGUGCGGACCAGGUUCUGGACCGGCUCAGAGACGAACAGGUCGGGGCGGAUUCAGCAGGACCAGCUGGUGAUCUGCAGCUGGAGCUAACGGAGCUAACAGGCUAACUGACAGCGGACCGACAGCUGUUAUCUAACGGGCUAACGGACAGGCCAGCGGCUCGUGGUAACCACGCUGCACCGUGCGGAUCCACCUCGACCCGAUCUAAUCUUUGGACUUUCGGAACCUCCUGCAGCCGCAUUGUUUACGGAGUCCAGCGGCUGUUUUUUGUGAAGCUCGACCGGUUCGAGGACGCUCGAGAGCCGUCAGAGCACGUCAGUCCGGACGGGAUAGACGCUCUCUGGCCGGUUCGGACUGGGGACCGGGAGCCGAGAUGCUGAUAGCAGCAGUCGGUGCCGGAUCCGGAAACCCUGCCGGCACGGGUAAGAAACACCGCCGCAGAGGCAAGAAACACCGGAGAAUCCGAGCCGAAGAGAACCGGUCUGAUGACCUCUGUAACCUUCAGACUCUGGAUGCUGACAGCAGGGUACCCACAGCACUCCCACAGACCGCUCUGCCACCCCAUGAAAGCACUCCAGACACAACCACGCCGCAUGGAAACGCGUUAGCAUGUCCAGAAGAUCCCAGAAGCACUCCAGACACAACCACACUACACGAAAACAUGUCAGUAUCUCCAGAAGAUCCCAGAAGCACUCCAGAAGUAACCAUACUGCACAAAAGCGCAUCAAAAUCUCCAGAAUAUCCCAGAAGCGCUUCAGACACAACCACACUACACGAAAACAUGUCAACAUCUCCAGAUGAUCCCAGAAGCACUCCAGAAGUAACCACGCCACAUGAAAACACCUCAGCAUGUUCAGAAGAUCCCUAUGAAACCACCACGGCACCCCACCAAGAACCUCCGCAGGAGCCCAUACGAACACCCCCGUUAACCACUGAAAUCGCAGCGCUGAAUGCUCCCCGUACACCGUCACCACCUCCCCUCCAGAUCUCAUCACCAUUUCUAGGCACAAUAAUUUCCCCCGAGGAACCCCUGGUACCUCCUCAAACUACCCUCAGCAGCUACAAGUUUUGCAGCCGGUCACCUCCUGCAGCUUCUCCACAUUCUCCUCACAGUCCCAGCCAACCACUGCCAACUGUUACUCAGAGUAAUAAUACCCAGGAUUCCUCCAGAUCGCCUCACAGAACUCUUCAGUCCGUCACAGCAGACGGUCAAACGGAGCUCUACAAAUCGCCUCCUACCUCACCGCACACGGUUACCCACAAUGCCUCUAAGUCCCCGUCAGUGUCUGCUACGCAUCCUGCCAAAGCUCCUCCCACUCCUCCAUUAAGCCCCUCCCAACCCGAUCCAUACCUGCUUACCUCAGUGACCUUUACGUCCAGUGUCUCCUCCCACCUGUACUCCCCCNUCUGCUCCUCCUCCCCCUCUUUCAUGCGCUCUCUCGACUCUCUGGGACCUCCCAUUAGCCUGCCUCCCGUGAUGCCAACGGCAACCCAUCAGCUGACCUCACCUCCUCCAGCUAUGACCCCGCCCCCUCCAGAGUUAACCCCACCCCCAGCCCAGCUGCUGGGCUCUGAUGAUGAGGAACAGGAGGACCCGUCUGAUUACUGUAAAGGUGGAUACUACCCUGUGGAUAUUGGCGAUCUGUUUAACGGGAGGUACCACGUGGUCAGGAAGCUAGGCUGGGGACACUUUUCCACCGUCUGGCUCUGCUGGGAUCUGCAGAAGAAGCGUUUUGUGGCGCUGAAAGUGGUGAAGAGCGCUCCUCAUUACACUGAGACGGCCCUGGACGAGAUCAAACUGCUGCGAUGUGUGAGAGACAGCGACCCCUCUGACCCCUACAGAGAAACCAUCGUCCAGCUCAUUGAUGACUUCAAGAUCUCUGGAGUCAAUGGAGUGCAUGUCUGUAUGGUUCUGGAAGUUUUGGGCCACCAGCUCUUAAAGUGGAUCAUCAAGUCAAACUACAUGGGACUUCCUCUGGCCUGUGUCAAGGCCAUCAUCAGACAGGUGCUGCAGGGUCUGGAUUACCUCCACACCAAGUGUAAGAUUAUCCACACUGACAUCAAACCAGAGAACAUCCUGCUGGAGGUUGAUGAGGUUUACGUCAGGAGAUUGGCAGCUGAAGCUACUGUCUGGCAGAGAGCUGGAGCCCCACCCCCUUCUGGAUCAUCAGUUAGCACGGCUCCCAGGGAUCUAGAGAUCGGAAAACUGUCUAAAAACAAGAAGAAGAAGUUGAAAAGAAAAGCAAAGCGACAGCAGAAGUUGUUAGAGGAGAGACUGUUUGAUAUACAGAGGAUGGAGGAAGAGGAUGGUGUGCUGCAGGCUGAGGAUGCAGACAGUAUCGGCUCUCUGGUUGUCAAUGGCAACACUUCCUGCUCUAUAGCCAAUAGCAAAACCAGCCCAGAGUCCAACUGCUCUUGGUUUGAGGAUGGGUGUAACGGCCACGCCCCCGGACGGUUCUCAAGUCCCGCUUCUGGCCUAUCAGGGUUCUCCAGCUCAGUGAUGUCAGCAACGUCUGAAUCGGCACUUUCUACUCAGUCCGGAUACUCGAGUGGACGAGAAGCAUUCAGCGCCUCCGACUUUGUCCUGAGUCCUCUGGAUUCCCAGAACGCAGACAAGAUCAGAGUGAAGAUCGCUGAUCUGGGAAAUGCAUGCUGGGUGCACAAACACUUCACAGAGGACAUUCAGACCAGACAGUACAGAGCUCUGGAGGUUCUGAUUGGAGCAGAGUACGGACCCCCGGCUGACAUCUGGAGCACUGCCUGCAUGGCGUUUGAGCUGGCAACAGGAGAUUACCUGUUCGAGCCCCAUUCAGGAGAAGACUACACCAGAGAUGAAGAUCACAUCGCUCACAUCAUCGAGCUGCUCGGGCCGAUUCCUUUGCCCUUCGCUUUGUCUGGCAGGUACUCCAGAGAGUACUUCAGCAGGAGAGGCGACCUGCGUCACAUCUCCAACCUGAAGCCGUGGGGUCUGUUCGAGGUUCUGCUGGAGAAGUACGAGUGGCCACUGGACCAGGCGGCUCAGUUCAGUGACUUCCUGCUGACCAUGUUGGAGCUGCAGCCUGAGCGGAGGGCGACGGCGGCGGAGUGCCUGCAGCACCCGUGGCUGCAGACAUAGAUGCGCACGCAGCCUCAGGGGCUGCACGCAGAGACAGUCGGCGGUCGGGGAGGGUUGGAAGCGUCUGUCGAGUUCACAUAAUGUGGGAAAUUGUUAUGUUGAUCAUGUGUCUGCGCUGAUUCCUGAAGUAACUGGAUGAUUGAUUGAUUGGCUGAGGCUGGAUCCAAACUGAAUCGGAGUCCUCACGUCUCAUAUGUGAGUAUUUUAAUACGUUCA
Neolamprologus brichardi is the source of this 3453-nucleotide messenger RNA. The record is from RefSeq and is a predicted model, not a curated record. Lineage: Eukaryota; Metazoa; Chordata; Actinopteri; Cichliformes; Cichlidae.